AGUUCCUUACCUAGAACUUCUCACUACUCCCUUCUCUCUGUCUGUUGUUCCUCUGUCCGCUCUCUUCAUCCUCCUUACGCUACCACUCACACUUCACAAGUGUCUGCCUCACCUUCCCCCUAAUCCAGGAUACUUGCACUGCUCAAGAUGCGUUACUCCACCUCCGCAAUCACUCUCCUCAUCGCCUUCACCGGCUCCACUCUAGCGCAGCAGACGACUGCAGCAGCAGGCACUGGCUCUUCCUCCACGAAGCAAUGCGCAGCCCAAAACAUCGUCGACGCCUGUCUUGAGUCCAUGAAGCCCCAGCUCGACGCCUGCGGCCCCAACGAUUGGCAAUGCCUCUGUGACCAGAGCAUCAAUGUCCUGACAUGCUACAACAACUGCCCCGGCCACCCCGACAGCUUCGGCGCCGAACAGACCAAAACGUCCUACUGCAAUGCGGCCCAGGCUUACUCCACUUCGAGCUCUUCGACGGCCACCGGUACGGCUACCAAGACGUCGUCUGCGACCCAGACGGCGGAGACGGCGGCUACCACGACUACCACUCCGUCUGGAUUCUCGCCUACCCCGUCCACGGGUGCUGCGGCGGGGUUGGCUGUUGAGGGUGGAGGUUUGUUGGCUGCUGUCUUGGCUGGGUUUAUUGCCUUGUAAGCUGGUACAUCGCUAGCUGGGGAUUGAGAGAUGGGAAGCGCAACUAGGGGGUGGAGGGACUGGCAGAAAGUGGAAUUUAAUGGGUCAUUGAUAGGGAGCGAUGCUGAGGAGCAUGUACUAUAUUUGAUCUCA
Aspergillus novofumigatus IBT 16806 is the source of this 783-nucleotide messenger RNA. RefSeq names its product GPI anchored serine-threonine rich protein. The record is from RefSeq and is a predicted model, not a curated record. Bases 148 to 651 code for a protein of 167 amino acids. The transcript is spliced from 3 exons. Lineage: Eukaryota; Fungi; Ascomycota; Eurotiomycetes; Eurotiales; Aspergillaceae.